Messenger RNA from Passer montanus (Eurasian tree sparrow), 2777 nucleotides. RefSeq names its product solute carrier organic anion transporter family member 1A2-like. The transcript has 17 exons. Gene Ontology annotation, biological process: transmembrane transport; bile acid and bile salt transport; sodium-independent organic anion transport. Bases 162 to 2201 code for a protein of 679 amino acids. The record is from RefSeq and is a predicted model, not a curated record. Lineage: Eukaryota; Metazoa; Chordata; Aves; Passeriformes; Passeridae. Gene Ontology annotation, molecular function: protein binding; bile acid transmembrane transporter activity. Gene Ontology annotation, cellular component: membrane.
UGGAAGAAGCUGUUUUCCUCCAGCAGAUAGCAGGGGAGCACUGGCAGCUGGUUAGACACAGAGGAGCUGGGGACAGGCUUGGAAAUCUGACAAAUUUUUAAAAAGGGAGGCACUUACAGAAUACACCUUUCUCCUCAAGGUUCCUGUUAUUUCCUCUCUGGAUGGACAGUACCAGUGUAAGAGAAACUCAGAAACAGACAGCAGUGUCAAUUAAAAAAGGCAACAUGAAGGAGCCUGAGAAGCCACGUGCAGAGGACAAAUUCUGCUGCAUUUCCAAGCUGAAGGUAUUUCUGCUGGCACUGUCACUUGCCUUCCUUGGGAAAACGAUGUCUGGUGCUUACAUGAACAGCAUGUACACACAGAUAGAGAAACAGUUUAAUAUCCCAGCUUCUUUAGUGGGCAUCAUUAAUGGAAGCUUUGAAAUUGGGAACUUGCUGCUGAUAGCAUUUGUGAGUUACUUUGGAGCAAAGCUUCACAGACCCAGAAUAAUUGCUUUGGGCUGCACAGUCCUGUCCUUUGGAUGUCUUUUGAUAUCACUUCCUCAUUUUCUGUUUGGGAGAUAUCACAUUGAAAGCAGCAUUUCACAAUGGGAAAAUGUUUCAGUGAUGCCUCUAUGCCUUGUUAAUCAGAACUUGUCCUCUUUGCCUACAGAGGAACCAUCAACAGAAUGUGAAAAAGAGCCUGGGUCCCUGCUGUGGAUUUUUGUGAUGGUUGGAAACAUCGUGCGAGGGAUGGGUGAAACCCCCAUCAUGCCUUUAGGCAUUUCCUAUCUGGAGGAUUUUGCCAAAGCAGAGAAUUCACCUUUCUACCUGGCAUGUCUACAUACAGCAACUGUAAUUGGCCCCUUCCUUGGUCUGUUGUUGGCUUCAUUCUGUGCAGAGCUGUUUGUUGACAUUGGAUCAGUAGAUGCAGAUGAGAUCACCAUAACAGCCACUGAUGCCCGCUGGGUUGGGGCGUGGUGGCUGGGCAUUUUGAUCUGUGCACUGCUCAAUCUCCUCGUGGCAAUCCCAUUCUGGUUUUUGCCCCAGUCCCUCGUGAAGGAAGGCGAAGCCAGUGAACCUGAGGAGACAAGUGAAAAAACUGCAACACCACUGCAGGAAAAUGACAAGAAUGAAACCAAACAGACCAUGUAUGAAAUCGCUAAAGAUUUCAUCCCCUUCCUCAAGGCUCUGUUUCACAACCCUGUGUACAUGUUAUUUAUAUGCAUAACUGUGUUGCAGUUCAGUGCCUUCGAUGGCAUGGUAUCCUUCAUGCCCAAGUAUCUGGAGCAGCAGUUUGGGAAAUCUGCAUCAGAUGCCAUCUUUUUAAUUGGUGUUUACAACCUGCCAGUUCUAUGCGUUGGGUAUUUUUCUGGCGGCUUAUUCAUGAAGAAAUUCAAGAUAAAUAUCUAUCAGGCUGCGAACAUAGCAUUUUGGGUAUCUUUACUGGAGUACCUUCUCUACUUUGCUGCCUAUUGGACUGUCUGUGAUACCUCACCAGUUGCUGGGCUAACAGUUUCCUAUCAAGGAAUAGAGCAAGUUUCAUAUGCAGAAAACACUCUGCUGGCUGGCUGCAACAUGGACUGUGAUUGCCCACUUAAAAUAUGGGACCCAGUUUGUGGGAGCAAUGGAAUCACUUACGUGUCACCUUGUCUUGCUGGGUGCAAAUCCUCAAGAGGAACUGGAAGAAGUUUGGUAUUUGAAAACUGCACCUGUGUUGCUGCCUCAGGGUUUUCAUCUCAAAACUUCUCUGCAACUCUGGGCCAGUGUGAUGGACACGAAAGCUGUGAAAAGAUGCUCCAUUAUUUUUUAAUCUUGACAUUAGUCUGCAGCUUCAUUUUUUCCUUAGCAGCCAUGCCUGGAUACAUGGUCUUAAUAAGGUCUCUGAAGCCUGAAGAAAAGUCAUUUGGAGUGGGUAUCCAUGGGCUGGCUUCAAGAGUAUUUGCUGGAAUUCCAUCUCCCAUUUAUUUUGGAGCCCUGAUAGAUACCACUUGCUUGAAGUGGGGUACUAUGACUUGUGGUGGGGAAGGAGCGUGUAGGAUGUAUGAUAUUGUCACAUACAGGUGGCACUACCUUGGCCUGCCAGCAGUGUUGCGUGGAGUAUCCUACAUCCCAAGCACACUUGUUCUCCUAAUUUUAAAGAAGAAACUGAAAUCUGAAAAGCCAGUCUUAUUAAAUGAACCAAUAGAAAUGCAGGAUAAAGCACAAGAAGCAGUGAAAUAGCAUUUCACAGAAGGACAUGUUGGGAAAAAAACAUUGCAGUGUAAAUAUUGGAUAUAUCCUUGUGAGAUUUUUUUUUUUGCUUUAAGUAAUGAACACUUGGACAGAGAUGAAUAGAAUUACACAUAGUUGUAUCCUACUUACAUUAUAAAAGUAUCAGUUUAUAAACAAAAGGCAUGGGAAAAUAUGUUUGGUGCAAAAGAACAAGGACUAGAAAUAGGAAAACUUAGGAAAUGCCAGGUCUGAGCUGUCUGAGCAAAGGGCUCUGAAGCAGGAGCAUGUGUGCUCUGUCCUGUUUCACUGAAAAUAGAGAGAAUUUUGCAUUUGGCUCCAAGUGAUGCCAGAUUUCAUCUAGGAAUUCUCACAUGGUUUCUGCCAGAGUGUCAUUGACUGUAGACAGCAUUUGUGGAUUCUUUGGGCCCCACUUUUCCAUAAAUUUAUUUUAUUAUAUUAUUAGUCCUUUCAGAAAGGGAUUAUUUGUUCUUCUGCAUAGUAUAGGUGGUCAAUAUUUGGAAACCUGGUUUAUGACAUGGUCUGGGUGUUGUGGUAAUAACAAUAAAUUUUAAGAAUUACAUUUUU